GACUCGGUGCCCAUGCACUUUGCCCCGCUCGCAUGCGAGGCCGUGUCUUUCGACAUAUUGGACACCAAGUUUGAUAUGAUCCUAGGCAUGUCGUGGCUGCAAAGCGAAGACCAUCCGGUGAACUUCCAUCGAUGCACCGUUCACGUUUGUGAUCGGCGUGGCAAACUAGUCUCGUGUACGGUGUCGCUUCCUCAUCCUUCGAUUGGUUGUCACGUGGCAUCCGCGAUGAGUAUUCACCAAUCCAUCCGGCGGAAUGACAUCGAGGAGAUGGGCAUAUGUUUUAUUCACGCCCUCCCACCCGGUGAUCAGCCUAAGACGGAUACGUCGGACCCACGCAUCAUUGAGCUGUUGGACAACUAUGAGGAUGUCUUCCAAUCUCCCGCCGGAGUCAUACUGGAUCGGCCCAUACGCCACAGGAUCACUCUCGAGGACGGCGUCGUACCUCCAUGCGGAUGUAUCUACCGCGUGAGCGAAGAGGAACUUCAAGUGCUUUGGGCACAACUAGACGACCUCUUGGCCAAGGGCUGGAUUCGGCCUAGUUGUUCACCAUACGGUGCUCCCGUUCUCUUCGUCCGGAAGAAGAACAAGGACCUUCGUUUGUGCAUCGACUAUCGAAAACUUAACGCGCAAACGAUCAAGAACGUCGGCCCUCUGCCUCGGAUCGAUGAUCUUCUCGAGCGACUAGGUGGCGCCAAGUACUUCUCAAAGCUUGACCUCAAGUCCGGAUACCACCAGAUCGAGAUUCAGCCAAAAGAUCGGUACAAAACCGCAUUCAAGACGCGGUAUGGGCACUUUGAGUGGAUCGUCAUGCCUUUGGGUCUCACCAAUGCCCCGGCUACUUUCCGAGCGGCUAUGACGGCAGAAUUCCGCGACUUGCUCGACCGCAUCGUACUUAUUUACCUUGAUGAUAUCUUGCUUUAUAGUCGGACGCUGGACGAGCACCUCGAGCACCUUCGCGCCGUAUUGGAGCGGCUCCGUAUCGCCAAGUAUAAGGCGAACCGCGACAAGUGCGAGUUUGCCCAGCAAGAGCUGGAGUACUUAGGCCAUUACGUUACGCCGCAAGGCAUUCGUCUGCUCGCGGACAAGGUACAAGCCAUUCAAGAUUGGCCAGACAACAAUUGUACUACUCACGUUCGCUCCUUUCUCGGCUUGGCAUUAUGCUACAUGCGCUUCGUCAAAGGAUUUCAACGCAUCGCUGCACCAUUGUCGCGACUUCAGUCCCCCUUGGUGCCCUUCAAACUCAGCGACGAAGCCCGGCAUGCGUUUCACACGCUGAAGACGACUUUGCUUCAAGCUCCCGUCUUAAGCAUCUAUGACUCGACCUUGCUUACUAAAGUGACUAUGGAUGCUUCCGGCUACGGCAUUUACGCGGUUUUGGAACAGCAUGACGGCACAGACUGGCAUCCGGUUGAGUACUUCAGCCAAAAGGUGCCGCCCAUCAACACUCUUGAUGAUGCGAGGAAGAAGGAGCUCCUAGCUUUUGUCACCGUACUUAAAAGUUAGCAUCACUUUCUCCUCGGGCGUCGGCGAUUCACGUGGGCAAUGGACAACAAUCAGUUGACAUAUUACAAGA
Messenger RNA from Chara braunii, 1573 nucleotides. The record is from the annotation of a GenBank genome assembly. Lineage: Eukaryota; Viridiplantae; Streptophyta; Charophyceae; Charales; Characeae.